AUUAUGAAGACGAUGGAAGACCGCUACGGACUGGAGAGACAACCAGCCCAGAGCCUGAGCCUUUGCGUGAGGCUCCAACGUGGACAUCACCCCAGAGGGACCCCUGUCAACGUAGCGGCUGCCACCAAGUCAUCGCUGGGGAAGCCACCUGCGCGAAGGACGUCACAGCCCACCUCUGCAAAGGACAUCUAGAUUGUCACCUACCUCGGACUCCGAUGAUCAACGCUCACGAAGAGAAUGACCCUUUCUGGACAUCCGGGGACUUGACCGAUGCUCAGCGGAGGCAUGUAGCCAAUCAGACGCUGCCUACACUGGAGGAGCUUUGCACGAUUGGGCAGGAACUACAGCGACAGCGUGCUGAUGUUCGACCUGUUGGCCGGGCCACAUUCGCAGAUCCCUGUUACAACCUGAGUGUCAACUACACCAUACAUGCCCUCACUCAGGCGGGAUACCCGUUACAAAACGUGUUGUGGCUGCAGUUCCAGAACAGCCGUCCCACCGGCGUCACCUUCAGUGGAGAUCGCUACAUCCCCGUCGACGAUCUCAGGAAGGACAACAUGUCCGUUGUCAACGUCCAGUACACAGAGCUGACCGACAGCCAGAUAGAAGAGUACCAGGCCUCCAACAUCAGCAUCCACAUGUGGACGGUCAACUCCGAGUGGAUGUACUCCCUGUGUUGGUGCAUGGGCAUCUCGUCCGUCACAUCCGACAGCUGCCACAAACUGAAAAACAUCCAGGCACCGAUCUGGCACCUGGUACCGUCCAGCUACCUGAUCCUGUGGGUGACCGUGGACGUCUUGUCAGCUGUGAUAAUCAUCACGGUGUUUAUAGUACAGAGAAUCCGACUGUAUGGGACUUCAUUUAGCCCUGAAACCAUCUCCCUGAACAGCGCGGCCCGCAGCUCCCAGGGACACCGAUCUCGCAAUAUGAAGGAGAAACUGCUGUACAACAUGACGGAUGGGGACCUCGUGGAGGAGGUGGAUGUACGUGCUGGCCACGGCGGCGUGGUCAACCAGCCCGCUUCAUCGUACUCCAUGGCCUCCAUCAACAACGACCCCUACUCCAGUAGAUACCACAAUGGAAACACCUUCCCCGACAGCAAGUACGAAGUGGAGUAGGACAGCGGUCACUAUGACAACAAUCUUUCUUGUGACACAAGUUUGGAUGCAAUAUCUUUAUCUGUGUAUCAUGUGUACACAGAGCCUUGUGAGCUUAUGUUUCUUGUCACUGAAUGUCCGCUAGUCGUCUUUGUCAAAGGCAGUAGUUUUCUAUGUGUGAACGUGUUGUGAUGUUGGAUCAUUCCAAGAGAAGUGGGUUCAUCAAUUUGUUCCUUGUCAUUAAAAGGGAAAUCAUUGUCAGAUAGAAAAAUUUCUUUUUACAAAAUACAGGGGAUUGCUGAACCGGAUGACUUCUUUUCGGAUUUCCAGGGAAGUCAGAAUCUGCAAAAUGUUACUAAUCCCAUUGCAGUUGAAUUAGCCAUUUGGGUUUUGUCGAGCAAGUAAUCAUUAUCAAAACUUUGAGACCAUUAUCGGUAAUGAGCUUAUUAUUCAUCUGCAACUGAGAGAAACCUAACUGCUUGUUGAUAUGACCUGACAUGGAACUUUCAUGACCAAAUGUCCAGAAACUGAUCAUAUGUAGAUCCGUGGUAUGCGUUUGAAGCAAGUAUGGUGAACCUGUUGAUCUUUGAUAACGCUGCAUGACAAGAUACUUGCUACAACUUGCUAUGUCCUGCUGCCUUGGUCAGUGUGCGUGACUUGAAGGAUGAACGAUGUUUGUGUGCACUGUGGUGGAGUUUAACCCUUUGGUUUUACCAGGUAUUGUGAAGGUGAGCUCCAGUACCAGACUACACGGACAGUGAUGGUCAGUCCACACAGACUUUGGUUUUCUAUCAGUUGGUCUAUGAACAAAUGAACACCUGAUUGAGAGAAUUACUUUUUUGAUAUUGUGCAUGAGAUGGGGUUGGGCUUUAGGGAGUGAGGAACUUUGUUUCACAUUUGUGUGUCACCUAGAACGGUAUUAUUGUAGGCAACUCGAAGGUGGACCAUAUCUGUGUACAAAUUGAUGACUUUAGAAACUGGUGUUGUUACAGUUGGCAAUACAAAGUUCUGAUACCCAUGAUGUUACCAACUGAUCCUUGUGAGUGUCAGCAGCUUCAAAUCAGUAUUUAACUUUUUCGUCCAAAUUAGAGCUUUAAGUCCCAGAGAAAACUGGUUGGCUUUUCAUCCAUUCAUAGAAAUUCAUAAUUCAUAGA
This is a messenger RNA of Haliotis rubra (blacklip abalone), 2251 nucleotides long. RefSeq names its product glycerophosphodiester phosphodiesterase domain-containing protein 5-like. Gene Ontology annotation, molecular function: glycerophosphodiester phosphodiesterase activity. The record is from RefSeq and is a predicted model, not a curated record. Gene Ontology annotation, biological process: lipid metabolic process. Gene Ontology annotation, cellular component: membrane. NCBI's taxonomy places the organism in Eukaryota, Metazoa, Mollusca, Gastropoda, Lepetellida, Haliotidae. The annotation marks the transcript as partial. The transcript has 6 exons.